This is a messenger RNA of Saccharomyces paradoxus, 2223 nucleotides long. It is a transcript of the gene ATG13, whose product is annotated as serine/threonine protein kinase regulatory subunit ATG13. The transcript has a single exon. The record is from RefSeq and is a predicted model, not a curated record. Lineage: Eukaryota; Fungi; Ascomycota; Saccharomycetes; Saccharomycetales; Saccharomycetaceae. Gene Ontology annotation, cellular component: cytosol; phagophore assembly site; Atg1/ULK1 kinase complex. Bases 1 to 2223 code for a protein of 740 amino acids. Gene Ontology annotation, biological process: mitophagy; piecemeal microautophagy of the nucleus; autophagosome assembly.
AUGGUUGCCGAAGAGGACAUCGAGAAAGAAGUUCUUCAAUUGAUAGACAGUUUUUUCCUGAAGGCUACAUUGCUAAUAUGCUCUACCGAAUCAAGUCGAUACCAGUCUUCUACAGAAAAUAUAUUCCUAUUUGACGAUACAUGGUUUGAAGAUCACUCAGAACUAGUGGGCGAGCUACCCGAGAUAAUAUCAAAAUGGUCUCACUACGACGGUCGAAAAGAGCUGCCACCUUUAGUAGUAGAGACGUACUUGGAUUUAAGGCAGUUAAACUCCUCCCAUUUAGUUAGAUUAAAAGACCACGAAGGCCAUUUAUGGAACGUUUGCAAAGGAACUAAGAAGCAGGAAAUCGUGAUGGAACGGUGGCUUAUCGAAUUAGAUAAUUCAUCCCCAACUUUCAAAUCACACAGUGAAGAUGAGACCGAUGUUACUGAACUUUCCAAGCAGUUAAUUCUCCUCUUCCGUUAUUUGUUGACUUUAAUACAGUUAUUACCCACAACAGAAUUGUACCAAUUACUAAUAAAAUCUUAUAAUGGUCCGCAAAAUGAAGGAAGUUCCAACCCAAUAGCUACGACAGACCCACUGGUCAGCAUCCGGACGCGUGUUCUUGACGGAUCUAAACCAAUUUUGUCAAAGGGGAGAAUAGGGUUAAGCAAACCGAUUAUUAACACCUACUCCAAUGCACUUAACGAAUCAAAUCUGCCAGCCCAUUUAGAUCAAAAGAAAAUCACACCUGUGUGGACAAAAUUUGGCCUCCUAAGGGUCUCGGUAUCAUACAGGCGUGAUUGGAAGUUUGAAAUUAACAAUACCAAUGAUGAAUUAUUUUCAACUCGACACGUAGCCGUUCCACAUAACUUACAAGGGCCUCAAAAUGAGCCAGGACAGAGAGGAAAUAAUGAUCAGGAGGUAGCAAAACAUCAACCUCAGUAUCAACCGCAGGAUCAACAGCAACAACAGCAACAACAGCAACAACAACAACAAAGGCAAAAUCAGGACCAGAUACGACAACAAAUUCAACAGCAAAGACAGAUACCUGAUAGAAGAUCUCUUUCACUUUCUCCCUGUACAAGGGCCAAUUCCUUUGAACCGCAAUCUUGGCAGAAGAAAGCCUAUCCAAUUUCGAGACCUGUUCAACCAUUUAAAGUCGGUUCUGUCGGAAGUCAAAGCGCGAGCAGAAAUCCCUCCAAUUCAUCCUUCUUCAACCAACCACCUAUUCAUAGGCCAAGUAUGAGCUCCAACUAUGGACCACAAACGAAUAUUGAAGGUACCAGCGUCGGAAGCACCUCAAAGUAUUCCUCCUCAUUUGGGAACAUUCGUCGUCAUUCAAGUGUAAAAACGACAGAAAAUGCUGAAAAAGUAUCAAAAGCUGUAAAAAGUCCAUUACAACCGCAAGAGUCACAAGAAGAUUUAAUGGAUUUUGUUAAAUUACUGGAAGAAAAACCUGAUCUAACUAUCAAAAAGACGGGUGGAAAUAAUCUGCCUAAUAUCAACAUUUCUGAUUCAUUAAUUAGAUAUCAGAAUCUGAAGCCAAGUAAUGACUUAUUGAGUGAAGAUUUAUCCGUGAGUUUAUCGAUGGAUCCAAAUCAUACAUAUCACAGAGGCAGGUCAGAUUCACAUUCCCCUUUGCCUUCCAUAUCCCCUUCGAUGCAUUAUGGAUCGUUGAAUUCAAGAAUGUCUCAAGGCGCCAAUGCAAGCCAUUUGAUUGCGAGAGGAGGUGGGAAUUCAUCCACUAGUGCCUUCAAUAGUAGAAGGAAUUCCUUGGAUAAGAAUGCAAACAAACAAGGUAUGUCAGGCCUACCUCCUAUUUUUGGUGGCGAGAGUACUUCAUAUCACCACGACAACAAAGUACAAAAGUACAAUCAAUUAGGAGAAGAAGAUGAUGAUGAGGACGACCAUUUGCUUAACCAAAUGGGGAACAGCGCUACAAAAUUCAAAAGUUCAAUAUCGCCAAGAUCAAUUGAUAGCAUUUCAAGUUCUUUCAUAAAAAGUAGGAUUCCCAUCAGACAACCGUACCAUUACUCUCAACCAACUACUGCACCCUUUCAAGCUCAGGCGAAAUUCCAUAAACCAGCAAAUAAACUAACUGAUAACGGCAAUAGGAGCAAUAGUAACAAUAACAGUCAUAGUGUAAAUGAUGGAGUUGGUUCGAUGCAUAAUGAAGAGGAUGAUCAAGACGAUGAUCUAGUAUUUUUCAUGAGUGAUAUGAACCUUUCUAAAGAGGGUUGA